Strongylus vulgaris is the source of this 2703-nucleotide messenger RNA. The record is from the annotation of a GenBank genome assembly. NCBI's taxonomy places the organism in Eukaryota, Metazoa, Nematoda, Chromadorea, Rhabditida, Strongylidae.
AUGGAUCUGGAUGAAAGUUGCAAUAAUCCUGAAGCGAUAGAUGCUAGCGGACUAGCAGAUGGCCCUGUGACGUCACAAAAUAUACCAAAUGAGGACACCUCUAAAUAUGAUGAGCUUGGCAUCGCUGGUGUCUCUACACAUGACCUAUGCGAGCUUGAAAACAAUGUAUGUGUUCCGGUGAUUAAAGAAAUUCUUGGAGAAGAUGCAACCUCAUCUGGCUUUGAUCUUUUCAAUGCUCCGGAUUCCUCUGAAAAUAGUCGCUUUACUUUGAGUCCUUCAACUUCUGCAGACAAAUCUGGUCUCUGUAGCAGAGCUAGUGAUGAAGAAUAUAUUCCCGUGGAAGGUGAUACUAUAUCAGAAACGAGCUUUUCCGAAGAUGAUGAUGAGGGUACUGAAGAGAGUAAAGAUGCCCCACGAAAAAAGCGACGAAAACUUGAGAAAGCUAAAAAGAUGAUAAAACUUUUUGUCGAUGACAGUAAUGAUAUCGAUUUUGAAGAGCGUUUGAGAUAUCAGAAAAAGGGUGUUGUCUGGUUGUGUGGAUUGCAUGAGCAGUACGUGGGAGGUAUUCUGGCUGAUGAGAUGGGCCUUGGAAAGACUAUCCAGGUUAUCGCCUUUCUUCGAGCAUUGGACGAAUCUCAGAAGCAAGAUAAUUACAUGAAUUUCAAAGGACUUGGCCCUUGCUUGAUCAUAUGCCCUUCAACUCUGUUGAAACAAUGGGUCAGCGAGAUUCACCAGUGGAUGCCGCGUUGUAGGGUAUUGCUCUUUACUGCUAUAUUUGUGUAUAUUUACUCAAUAUCAAAUUUAAUCAGAGGAGGUUCUAUCUUGGUAACAACUUACUCAACUUUUCAAAAGUAUAGCGAGUUGCUUUUACCAACACCAUGGCACUAUGCCAUCCUAGAUGAAGGACAUAAGAUUCGGAACCCUAAAGCUCAGGUAUUACUCAUUAUUGUGCCGUUUCUCGUAAAAAGGAAGUUUAAAAUAUCGCAGACCGUCAAGCAAUUACACACUCCUUGCCGACUUAUUCUCAGCGGCACACCUUUACAGAACUCCUUGUCCCUCAUGGAUUUCGUGUACAGUGGAAAGCUGAACAGUCUUGACACAUUCACUGAAAGGUUUGCUAUCCCGAUCACUCAAGGUGGUUAUGCAAAUGCGACGAAACAGCAACUCCUCACAGCUUACAAAUGUGCUGUGGUUCUGAGAGAUGCAAUCAGCCCGUACAUUCUUCGCCGACUGAAAAAAGAUGUUAAGAAGUCGCUUGAUUUGCCGGAGAAGAACGAGAAAGUUCUAUUUUGUGAACUCUCUUCUGAGCAAAGACAACUUUAUAAGGACUACUUAUCAUCACGCGAAUGUCGCAACAUCCUUAAAGGAAGGCUAGAUGCGUUCGUGGGUUUGACACUACUACGAAAACUCUGCAAUCACCCUGAUCUGGUCACUGGAGGACCUAAUCGAUACGGUGAGUUUGAUGUGGCUGAGGACCCUUCCAAGGCAUUCGGUUAUCCUGAUCGGAGUGGAAAAAUGCGUGUUUUGCUGCAGUUGUUGACUAUCUGGAGGAAACAGCCAAAGCCGCGAAAUGCUGAACAUUCUCGAGAGGAGAUUGUUAGAAGAUGGGUGAGUUCGCAAUUCAACGAGGAUCCAGACAUAUUUAUUUUCCUGCUUACAACACGUGUAGGUGGCCUAGGGAUCAAUCUAACUGCAGCUAAUAAGGUAGUAAGGCAAAUCUUCAAACACUUUUUGGCAAAUCGCAUUCUGAAGGAUCCCAAACAACGUCAGUUUUUCAAAACGAAUGAUCUACAUGACUUAUUUUCUCUUUCCGAUGUAUCCAAAGAGGCUCCCACGGAAACGGGUACGCUGUUUGCAUCGGAAACAGAUGAAAUUCGCAAAAACAACUUUUUCGACGAAAAUGACCGAAGGUACUUUGCUUGGUUGGUAAUCGCAGAUUCGAUGUUUUGUUUCAGAAAGCACCGUAAGAGGAAGAAAGGAAGCAAGGAAACAGAAGAAGAUGACGAUGCCGAAAUAGUUCCUUCUUUAAGUGAAGAGAAGAAGGCAGAGCUACGUGAACGAGCAAGGCGUUUAGCAAAGUUACUAUCCUGCUUGCUCUUCGCUUUAAAGAAGCAUUUUAGGAGCUUGAGCUUGACAGCGUCUGUCGAGGAGGAAGAAGUAACCUCAGCUAAAGUAGCCACGCCAGAAGACCAACCAAACGAGAAAAAGCUAGAUGUUCGGCUAUCCAAUCAUAGUCCUGCCUCCGAAGAAUCAAUUUCUAGAGACAGCCACCAUCGUCAUGUAAAGUCUAAAAAGGAGAAGAAACACAAAAGAAAUCAUGAAGUUUCAUUGGAAAACAAGGGCAGUGAUGACUUUGUCCUAAGUUGUCUGCUAAAAUCAGCCGGAGUUCGCUGUGCGAUAAAACAUGAUGAUCUGGUUGAGGAUAAACCAUCUGAUUAUCUAAUUGAAAAAGAAGCGGCCGCUGCAGCCAACAAUGCGGCUAAAGCACUUGGGAAAAGAAAUGCAUCUUUUGUUCCAGGUCUAAUAGGUCCUUUGUUCGAGAAUUUCGGGCGCUGUUCCCGCCAUCUACAGCUGCAUUGUCGGCCUCGACCUCCACCACAGAGCACGCCCCAUUUACAGGAGAAAGAGUCACCGACAGCCUUUUUGCAGCAAUUCAUGCAAGGAAACGUAGAGCAAAUGAAGGCAAAGCAUCGGUUGGCCUGA